AUGUUCGGUGCCUCUCCCUCGUCUCCAUCUGUCAACCUCCAGCCCAUCCAGCUUUCCAUCGAUUCUUUCAUCGAUCCGUCCGCACAUCCCAUCCAGCAGCCAGCGUGCCAUGUCUGCAGCCACAGACUUUGAUGCCUUCCUGGACAAGCACGAUCUCGCCAGGAACAAGACCCUCCUGGUCGACCACGAGAUCAACAGCACCGACCUGGUCCUCUCUCUGACCGAGCCAGAGAUGAAGCAGAUCGGGCUCAAGCUCGGCGCCAUCAAGAAGAUCCAGCGAGCCCAGCGCCAGAACACCGAGCCGCCUGUUGUCGUCCACAAGAGCGAGCCACCGCCAUCCAAGACACCCGAUAGCAGCGAGAAUGCUGUUCUCCCUGUGGUCCGAUACAGACCGCCUCCGCUGACGAGGGGAUGGAAGUGCCAGCUGGGCAACAGGGACCACGAGGUGUUCAUCAGCUAUCGAGUCUUCAGCGACGAGAUGCCCGCAAUCAAGCUCUACGCCGCCCUCAAGUCGUCCAGCCAAUACGACAAGAACCUGUGUCCGUACCUCGACCAGCUGUGUCUCGUCGAUGCCAUGAACUGGGAGACGGGCUUCAUCAACGGCCUGGUCAACUCGCAGGUCAUUGUGCUGGUUCUGUCGGAGCGGGGACUGAGCCGCACCCGCGAGGCACACCUCAAGCCAGACAACCAGUUCCUGGAGGUCCAGCAUGCCCUGCGUCGGAUGCGAGAGUCGGCCACCACCGGCCGCCCGGUGACCGUCCAGCC
Polychytrium aggregatum is the source of this 765-nucleotide messenger RNA. RefSeq lists its product as uncharacterized. The record is from RefSeq and is a predicted model, not a curated record. The transcript is spliced from 5 exons. The annotation marks the transcript as partial. Lineage: Eukaryota; Fungi; Chytridiomycota; Chytridiomycetes; Polychytriales.